GCAUGCGUAACCCUCCUCCUUCUCCCCGUGGCCCCCCCCAUCCGCCGGGCCCAGCGCAAGAUGUCGGCGCAGGGGGACUGCGAGUUCCUGGUGAAGCGCGCCCGCGAGCUGGUGCCGGGGGACCUGUGGGCGGCCAAGGCCUGGCUCAUCACGGCGCGGAGCCUCUACCCCGCCGACUUCAACAUCCAGUACGAGAUGUACACGAUAGAGAGGAAUGCCGAGCGCACAGCGUCUGCGGGCCGGCUGCUCUACGACAUGUUUGUGAACUUCCCCGACCAGCCUGCGGUGUGGAGGGAGAUCAGCGUUAUUACGGCGGCGUUACGGAACGACUCGCAGGACAAGCAGACGCAGUUUUUGAGAGGCUUAUUUGAAACCCUCCCUGGGCGAGUGCAGUGUGAAAUGUUACUGAAGGCCACAGAGCAAUGUUUUAACACCCUGGAGAGGGCAGAAAUGCUCCUGCUGCUUCUGCGACGCUUCCCAGAGACUGUGGUGCAACACGGGGUGGGCCUUGGGGAGUCAUUGUUAGAGGCUGAAAGUAUCGAGGACCAAGAAUCCCCAGUGAAUUGCUUCAGAAAGUUAUUUGUUUGUGAUGUUCUUCCUCUGAUCAUUAACAACCCCGAUGUUCGUCUUCCUGCCAGCUUGUUAUAUAAAUACCUGAAUAAAGCAGCGGAAUUUUAUAUUAACUAUGUAACUAGAUCUACGCAGACAGAAAGCCAGUAUCAAGGUUCGCAGGACUCCUCCGAUAUCCUGUCUCCAAGCAAGCGCAGCUCUCAGAAGUACGUGAUAGACGGCCUGACAGAGAAAUCCUCGCAGAUCACAGACCCCUGGGAGAGGCUGUUCAAAAUCCUGUCCGUCGUGGGGAUGAGGUGCGAGUGGCAAAUGGAUAAGGGACGAAGAAGUUUCGGUGAUAUUUUGCAUCGAAUGAAAGACCUGUGCAGAUACAUCAGCAACUUUGAUAGCGACGCACACGCUAAAUACAAGAAUCAAGUCGUGUAUUCCACGAUGUUGGUCUUCUUCAAAAACGCGUUCCAGUACGUCAGCAACAUCCAGCCCUCGCUCUUCCAGGGUCCAAAUGCGCCAAGCCAAGCCCCGCUGAUUCUUCUGGAGGACGUGCCCAACGUCUACGGCGACACCGACAUCGACCGCAACAAACACAUCCACAAGAAGAGGAAACUUGCCGAAGGAAGAGAAAAACCAAUGCAGAGCUCGGAUGACGAGGAUCCUGCUGGGAAGGCGCGGAGCCGCCACAUCACAGUGAACAAGGCAGACCUGGCGAACUCCAUUGAGGUGCUGGAGAGUUUCAAGCUGGCCAGAGAGAGCUGGGAGCUGCUCUACUCCCUGGAGUCUCUCGACAAAGAGUUCACCAGAAUUUGCUUGUCCUGGAAGACAGACACCUGGCUUUGGCUGAGGAUCUUUCUUACAGACAUGAUCAUCUACCAGGGACAAUACAAAAAGGCAAUUAGCAGCCUGCAUCACUUGGCAGCUCUUCAGGGCUCUCACUCUCCACAGCAAAUGACAGGACAAGGAUCCCUAGAGAAUCAGAGAGCGCUGAUCCAGUUAGCAACGUGCCACUUCGCCCUCGGGGAGUAUCGGCAAACAUGUGAAAAAGUGCUUGACCUCAUGUGCUGUAUUUUACUUCCGAUACAAGAAGGAGGGAAAGUACAAGAGGAGCAGCCUAAAGUCAAGUCUAAAUUCAGGAAAGGGUCUGACCUGAAGCUUUGGCCGUGCACCAGCAGAGCCAUCAUGCCGUACUGCCUGCACCUCCUCCUGGCGUGUUUCAAGCUGCGGGCGUUCACGGACAGCAGGGACGACAUGGCGCUGGGCCACGUGGUGGUUCUGCUGCAGCACGAGUGGCCGCGCGGGGAGAGCCUGUUCCUGAAAGCCAUCAACAAAAUCUGCCAGCAAGGAAACUUCCAGUACGAGAACUUCUUCAACUACGUCACGAAUAUUGAUAUGCUGGAGGAGUUUGCUUACUUAAGAACACAGGAAGGAGGGAAGAUUCAUCUGGAAUUGCUGCCAAAUCAAGCAAUGUUGAUCAAGACUUCUAGCCCUCCCCUGGGGUUGCUGCAGCAGGAAUUCAUACCUGUGCUACAGCCCAGCAUACAGACUGCUGACAGGCAUCACACAGUUACCCGGGGCAUCACUAAAGGAGUCAAAGAAGACUUCCGCCUGGCCAUGGAGCGCCAGGUCUCGCGCUGCGGGGAGAACCUGAUGGUGGUCUUGCACAGGUUCUGCGUGAACGAGAAAAUCCUGCUGCUGCAGACUCUGGCGUGAAUGGGCUGGCCCGAGAUGCAACGUGUCUUACGGAGAGAGGGGAAGGCUCUCAGUUGUACCAACAGCCUUUGGCAGGGAAAAAGUCACUUUCCAGAGAGUGAAAGAAGUUCUCUGGGAGUUACAGGUUCUGCUGUCCACAAACACUACUCAGUGUUUGUUCACCGCUUAGUUUUCUUACAUGGGUAGAUCAAACUUUAUAAAUAAAACUUUGUUUAAGAAGUA
Columba livia (rock pigeon) is the source of this 2496-nucleotide messenger RNA. RefSeq names its product integrator complex subunit 10 (gene INTS10). Gene Ontology annotation, cellular component: integrator complex. Bases 61 to 2274 code for a protein of 737 amino acids. The record is from RefSeq and is a predicted model, not a curated record. The transcript is spliced from 18 exons. Gene Ontology annotation, biological process: snRNA processing. NCBI's taxonomy places the organism in Eukaryota, Metazoa, Chordata, Aves, Columbiformes, Columbidae.